AUGAGAGGGGGAAAGAAUUGCAGGUGCCGUCGUGCCUAUGUUGUGUCUCUCUUUCUGGUUGUUUUCUUGAGUUUCUUGCGUCGCACGAUAUCUGUGGAUGGGGAUGAUUUCAGUCAGACCAACAACCCAACCGUGUUGCCUCUGGUCACGGGGCUAAUCUAUGGCCGGCUUUCGAAUCUUACCUCUUUAUUUAGAGACGAUAUAUCACGCAGCUUGGGCUUCUGCAUUAAGGAUGUGGAUGCCGAGUGGAAUGGGGCGUUUAACUUUACAGGGAAACUGGAUUUUUUGACUUCCUGUAUCGAGAAAACUAAAGGAGAUCUUACCAGAAGAAUUUGCACGGUCGCAGAAAUCAAGUUUUACUUCAGUAGUUUCUUCGAAAAUGGGCCAACAGAUGGAAAUUAUCUAAGGCCUAACAAGAACUGCAAUUUGACUUCUUGGGCUUCUGGAUGUGAACCUGGAUGGGGUUGCUCAGUGGCAACCGAUCAGAAGGUCGACCUCAAGACCUCGAAAGAGAUGCCUUCGAGGACACAUGACUGUCAACCUUGCUGUGAGGGCUUCUUCUGCCCUCAGGGUAUUACUUGCAUGAUACCAUGUCCUUUAGGUUCCUACUGUCCCUUGGCAGAACUCAAUAAGACAACUGGAAUAUGUGAUCCAUACAAUUACCAAAUCCCACCGAGACAGCCAAAUCACACGUGUGGGGGAGCAGAUAUUUGGGCUGAUUUUGAGAGGAGUAGCGAGAUGUUCUGCUCUGCAGGAUCUUACUGCCCGACUACCAUCAAAAAAAUGCCUUGCAGUAGUGGACACUACUGCAGGACAGGUUCGACCGCAGAGAGAGAAUGCGCCAAGUUGACUACCUGCCCCAAAAGCACCACCGCCCAAAAUAUCCAUGCAUAUGGUAUCAUCCUUAUAGCUGCUGUAAGCACUCUACUGAUACUCAUAUACAACUGUUCUGAUCAAGUUCUCACCACUCGGGAAAAAAGGAAAGCUAAAUCUAGGGAAGCUGCAGCAAGACAUGCAAGAGAAACCGCACAAGCUCGGGAAAGGUGGAAAUCAGCAAAAAAUGUUGCCAAAAAACGUGCGGUGGGCUUGCAACAACAAUUAUCACGUACAUUUUCUCGCCAAAAAUCCAGAAUGCAACAGGACCAGUCAAAAGUUAUGAAUCAAGCUAAACCUGACACAGAGAAAAAAGAGCCAAGCAGCCUUACCAAAAUGAUGCGUGCUAUUGAUGAAGAUCCAAAUAGUCAGGGAGGAUUCAAUAUUGAAAUUGGAAAUAAGAAUAUUAAGAAGCAAGCACCUAGGGUUAAAGAAAUGCAUACACGAAGUCAAAUUUUCAAAUACGCAUAUGGUCAGCUUGAGAAGGAGAAAGCUAUGCAGCAGCAAAAUAAGAACUUGACCUUCUCGGGAGUGAUCUCUAUGGCUACUGAUACUGAAACGAGAACCAGGCCAAGAAUUGAGGUUGCAUUUAAAGAUCUAACUCUCACAUUGAAAGGAACGAACAAACAUCUGCUCAGGUGUGUCUCUGGAAAAAUCAUGCCUGGCCGAGUUUCUGCUGUGAUGGGUCCAUCAGGAGCUGGAAAAACGACAUUUCUUUCUGCUCUCGUUGGAAAAGCUACUGGGUGUACUAUGACAGGUUCAAUCCUCAUCAAUGGGAAAGAUGAAUCCAUCCACUCAUACAAGAAAAUCAUUGGUUUUGUACCACAGGAUGAUAUUGUUCAUGGAAACUUGACAGUAGAAGAGAAUCUACGGUUUAGUGCUAGAUGCAGACUACCUGCAGACAUGCCAAAACCGGACAGAGUACUUAUUGUUGAAAGAGUUAUUGAGUCCUUGGGACUGCAGACAGUGAGGGAUUCUCUGGUUGGCACGGUGGAGAAACGGGGAAUUUCUGGAGGCCAAAGGAAGCGUGUCAAUGUUGGGCUAGAAAUGGUCAUGGAACCUUCACUGCUAAUCUUGGAUGAGCCCACAUCUGGUUUAGAUAGUUCAUCUUCCUUGUUACUACUUAGAGCACUGCGUCGUGAAGCACUUGAAGGAGUAAAUAUCUCCAUGGUUGUUCAUCAACCAAGCUACGCUCUAUUUAAGAUGUUCGAUGAUCUAAUACUUCUAGCAAAAGGUGGGCUCACAGUGUACCAUGGAUCUGUCAAAAAGGUCGAGGAAUAUUUUUCUGGACUUGGGAUCACUGUUCCAGAACGCGUCAUUCCUCCAGACCACUAUAUUGACAUCUUGGAGGGCAUCAUAAAACCAACUGCAGGGGUCAAUCCUGAACAGCUUCCUAUAAGGUGGAUGCUGCACAACGGAUAUACAAUACCCCCAGAUAUGCUCCGAUUUGCAGAUGGACUCGAAAAGUCUGCAAAUGCAAGCAACACGUCAGAUCCUAGUGCUGGGGGCACCGAACACUCAUUUGCUGGAGAUCUCUGGCAGGAUGUCGUCUUUCAUGUUGAGCAAAAGCGUGAUCAUAUAGAGCAUAACUUUGCGAAGUCCAAGGACUUGUCCAACCGUAUCACUCCUGACGUACUUCGUCAAUAUCGAUAUUAUCUGGGGAGGGUGGGGAAGCAAAGACUACGAGAUGCUCGAAUACAAGCAGUUGAUUACCUAAUACUCUUACUAGGAGGAGCAUGCUUAGGUACUCUUGCCAAGGUCAAUGAUGAGACUUUCGGGGUCCUCGGUUAUACCUACACGGUCAUUGCUGUAUCAUUACUUUGCAAGAUCGCGGCACUGAGAUCAUUUACUCAGGACAAAUUACAAUACUGGAGGGAAAAUGCAUCGGGAAUAAGCAGUCUGGCCUAUUUCUUGGCCAAAGAUACAGUUGACCAUUUCAACACUGUGAUCAAACCACUGGUUUAUCUAUCCAUGUUCUAUUUCUUCAGUAAUCCUAGAUCAUCGUUUGCUGACAAUUACAUCGUUCUGCUUUGCCUCGUGUACUGUGUGACCGGGAUAGCUUACAUAUUUGCAAUCUUCCUUCAGCCCGGCCCCGCCCAGCUGUGGUCUGUGCUUCUUCCUGUGGUCUUGACUCUCAUUUCAACACAGCAACAGACGGAACACCGCCUUGUGAAGCGUCUAGGAGAUUUGUGCUACCCCAAGUGGGCUCUAGAGGCUUUUGUCAUUGCAAAUGCCGAGAGGUACUCUGGAGUGUGGCUGAUCACUCGCUGCGGAGCACUCAUGGAGAGUGGUUACGAUCUUGGCCAUUGGUCCGUGUGUCUGAUACUCCUCGUACUCAUGGGCAUAGUCAGUCGUGCCGUCGCAUUCUUGUGCCUCAUUACAUCCCAGAAGUGA
This is a messenger RNA of Eucalyptus grandis, 3267 nucleotides long. Its product is annotated as putative white-brown complex homolog protein 30. The record is from RefSeq and is a predicted model, not a curated record. Bases 1 to 3267 code for a protein of 1088 amino acids. Lineage: Eukaryota; Viridiplantae; Streptophyta; Magnoliopsida; Myrtales; Myrtaceae. Gene Ontology annotation, molecular function: ATP hydrolysis activity; ATP binding; ABC-type transporter activity. The transcript has 15 exons.